UUACAGCAAUCGUAGCGUGUUUAUCAGGAUAAGAUGAGAGGGGCCCGAUAGUCACUGAACGGCCGAUACAUAUUUACUCCACAUUGGACUAAUCAGCAGUGUUAUUGGACGAGUUAUUAGAGGGGUGCGUUCGUGUAUAUUUCCCAAGCAAUACUAGUAGGGUGCGUUCGAUUACACUUCUCCAGUUUUUUUCUCUCCACCGGUGGCAGGGCUGUGCAGUUUUCUUCACAUUCGGAACACGCCUACCGAAGGAGGAAUACUGUACGUUAAACCCUAUUUAUUUCAACGGGGAUUUGAUUUAUCACGUAGCUGCAGUUGUUUUGACAGACCUGAGUGGAAUCUGUAGUGUUGUCCUCUUCAUAACAGAGGCGUGUGUGCAGCAGUGGUGACAUUCGUUGGGAGUAUUAAGCAUACUGCGUACAUUGAAUUUUUCCAAUAGCUAUUCGGAGUACCUUUAUUACACUGAGAUUUUAGUGAUUUCCCCUAAACAUGAGGCGAUCUGGUGUUUACAUUGUUAACGAACCAGCCGAAGACCCACCUAGUGCAGAAAACGGAGGGCCUGACCACGUGUACCUGAACAAAAUGUCGGAAGAAGGCGAAAACGGAGUGGGAGAAGAAAUGAUGAACGAUACUGUAGGACUUCCGGUAGAGGCAUCCACACCUACGCCAAAGAAAUCGAAAAGGGCCCGCUUACCUUCUGUAUACAGAUCGUCCCUGGUGAAGCUGUUAUGUGGGCUGUAUGCGUUAAUUAUAGUUGUGCUCGGAAUAGUGUUUUCUACGGCCACUUCACUGACCGCCAAAGAGCGAGAGCACCAGUUCUAUCUGGAGGUAUUCCUGGUGUACCUCUAUGCAUUCUCACUUGGGAUGUUGAUAUAUUUCCAAUGUGGCCUCCUCAGUGGCGUAAAAGUUAAGAACAAUUAUUAUGAACCCAACAUCCGGAUAUCAGUACGCAAUGAUGGAAGUAUCCACAAGUCACCGACUGCGUCGCCGUAUCCGACGCGCGCGGCCGACGCAGGCGCGAACAGAUCUGAAGAAGUUCAGCCUCUGGAUCAAAGUAAGGCGGAACAAGUUUCCGUGGGAAGUUAUCACAGUCAUAUGGAGCUUCCCGCCCCCGGCGGUGUGGCACAUGCCGGGGAGGGUAUCAACUUCUACCUCAGACUCGGCGCAUUGGCAUUCGCCUGCGGCAGUGUAAUCUUGGAUGGGUUCCACAUCGCAACCAACUUCGAAACAGUGACGACAGAGGAAUGUAAAAGUCCCAUUUUUAUCUUCGUCUACGUCAUGCAUCUACUCUUUACCUUCGUCCAGACGUUCUUCCUCUUCAAAAACCACAAGCUGGUGAUUGACAAGGCAAAACCAUUGGUCCGUUUUGGGAUGAUGCAUCUGAUGGCCACUAAUUUAUGUGUUGUUAUCGUAACCGCAGUUACGGAAACAGCCGAAGAUUACCGACAGGAUUACUUCAACAACCUGUUGAAAUACCAGGCUCUCAACAACAUCACACCGAAAGACAAUAUGACUGGAAGUUGCUAUCGACAGGAGACACUAGCUCGAUCUGCCUCUCCGUACCUCUUCCCAAGUCUUAUCAUCUACAGUAUCAUCGCUGCUGGUAUCAUCUACCGCCUCUACCAGUACAUCGGUGUGAGAAUCAAGCAGAGGUGGCCUAGUCACACUUCACUGACCAGCUCUGUACCGGCAGGGGCAGCAGCAAUCGACUGUGAAAAGGCCAACAAGGGGCUGUUCUUAGGUCUCCUGGUGGCCGUACUCACUCUCAUCGCCAUGGCAAUUUUCUUCGUGUUUGAUACGAGGGUAGAUUCACCCGACACUGCCAUUAAGGUCUUUUUCACCACCGAGAUAAUCCUCAUGGUCAUCACAAGUGUCGGUAUUGUCUGGGGAUACAUGCGUCUGUCCAUCCUGAAGUUCCUGAAGACCAUAUUUUUCUCUGUUGAUUCGGUCUUGUUGCUUGUGGCAUUGGCAGGAUCCUACAUCUACUUGUGUUUCACUUUGAUUUCUGUUUUCUCCUUCUGUUCGGAGAUGGGGACGGAUACGAUCAAGGGAAUCCUGAGUCUGGUGACGAUCGCCCUAGCUCUUUGUCAGAUCACUCUGCAGACCGUCUUUAUCCUCGACGGCCUUUGCCGUUGUGCCGAGAACGACGAACAAAUGAUGGCUAAACCUGGUCGUGCUGUUGUUACCUUCCUUCUCAUCUGUAACCUGGCAAUGUGGAUCGUCAGCAUGUUCGAAAUGAAGAAAACUAAGGUGGUCGAAAUGCAUGAAAAUUUCUACGGAAUUUUGGCGUGGAAUAUUAUAAAUCACCUUUGUGUUCCUCUCCUGAUUUUCUUUAGGUUUCAUUCGGCCAUUUGUCUGUCCAAAAUAUGGUAUAACGCUUACCAGAAGGAAAAGGUGCCAUAAAGACAUCGACAUAUUUCAAUAAUAGUAAACCUGGGAUUAUUUUGAGAAUCCAUGUCUUGUGAGAAUAUUGGGCAGCUCUACAACUGUUAAUGGGAAUAUUUGUUUGAACACCAUUCGUGGUGUAGUUUAUUUCCAUAGAACAGGGAUCAAAUUCAGAUAUAGAAUUCAUAAUCCCCAACUGCCUUAUGAGAUUAAGACCUUUAACGUGGAGCACCGUUUUAUUGCCUUUAGAAUAUUUAUGCACUAUGGACAGUUUGAAAGAGCCAAAUUGUUUUACUUAACAGUGUGCUUGAGGAUAUCUUGACACGUUUCAUAUUGUUUUACACGUGAUUGGUUAAAACUAGUCGUUGCUCUGACGUCAGUGCUGAAAUGCUCAAGAAUUCUGAAUGUGGUUUUUGUAAUGUUGGUAAUUUUCCUAGAUAUUGUAUGUAUGCAAUAACUAUUUAACAGAUUGCUCAAGGCAAAGUGUGCUUUUGCAUGACAUACGUGGAGGAUUAUGAACUAUUCAAUGUUGGAACAAGGAAAUACGGUAACUGAUUUGUGAGAAAUAUUCGAAAGAUUGUGAAAGAUACGGAAACAUUAGGAAAAUGAUGUGCCCGAACUGCAUAUUGAUUGGAGUAUAUUGUUCCGAAUGGAUUAAAAACUAAUGAAGAUGGAUUUUAGGUUGAGUCUUAUUAUGAGGAAUAUGUAUUUGGGAUAUAUAGUGCAUUAGAGUCAUUGUUAUGGAAUUGUAUUAACGAAAUUUCUUUCGUUAAUGAGAGGGCACAUUAGCAAUGCAAAUUACACAUAAAGGAUUACAUAUGUUUCAUCAAAGGUGUUGCUAAUGGACGACGAUUUGUGGUCAAACAGGAUGCAGUAACAUGUCUUUGUCACAAUAGUGUUGUCACAGUAUUAACAUUUAGUGUCAACAUAUGACAACAUUGUGUCAGUGUGUAUACAAUGCCAUCACAAUGUAUUCAAUAUUUUGACACAUACUGAACGAUACGAUGUCAAUAGAUAUUUUUUGACAUUGUAUGUUGUUGACACUUAUGGAUGGGUGUUAACACAUUGAUAAUAUUGUGUUGAUACAAUGUUGGCAUUGUGUCGAUUCAUGUUUGACAUUGUUUUGACACUGUGUUGACACACUAUUGACAUGGUUGAGGGACCAGGUGUAAUAUCCGUCGUCUGCUAAAUCCACGCAUUAUUUCUAAUAAAAACUAGGUAUAAGACUCAAGAAAGCUUUUUUAUUGAAAUAUGCCUUGGUGCUUUUAAGUGUUUUUUUCAUAUAGGAAAGUCAUGUUUGAAGUUACAAGACUGUUCAUUAAUUUUGCUCAGUUCAGAUAAGAUUCGAUUUUGAAAAUCCAUUUUCCCUGUUUCCUGAAACAUUUAUAUCUUGGUGCUUUUUACAUUCAAUGAACUGUACUAAUUUUAAAUGAAGACCCUAAAACGCGGUGAAUAGGUAUAUACCUACUCGGUGAAUAGGUAAAUACCUACUCGGUGAAUAGGUAAAUACCUACUCGGUGAACAGGUACAUACCCUCUCGUUGAAUAAGUACAUACCUACUCGGUGAACAGGUACAUAUCUACUCGGUGAACAGGUACAUAACUACUCGGUGGACAGGUACAUAACUACUUCAAAGUAAAUUGCUUCAUUAACAAUUGCAUUCAUAUGAAGUGAGACCAAGAUGCAUUUUUAUAGAAAUUCUAAUAAUUUUUAUUCAGCUAAGCUGCUGUGUAUGUUUGCAAUCUUUUCCUGACGUUUAUUUACAUUAUUUUCUUUCCUGGUAUCACUUAUUCAAGGCAUACUUGUUAACAAGACACCAGACAUGAAUUGACGUGCAAUAAUCAAUAUUUUCAAGGCUAAUUUUCUCCUUAAUAUAAGCUAGUAAUAUAAACAGGAUUGGUGAUUGGAUGAUACAGAGGUAUUGAUGAAGGAUUUUAAUGAUAAUAAGAAACACGCAGGCAUAAUAUGCCAUACCAAUACAGUUCAUUUUCCCUUUAUUUAUUAUCAUACUUGUUGGCUUUCCGAUCUAGAAUGGUAAUACAAUGAUACCAAUCUGCAGCUAAUCAUCUGUGUUUCUUAUCCAGUUUUUAUCUGAUCUCACAAUAUGAGAGAUAAUGUGUAUUUUUGAUUGUAGAGGGGGAAUUUGAUGUUGAUUUAAUGGGUCUAAAUCUACGAAUUUAUUUACUCGUGAAUCAGUGAACCAUUAAAUUUUGAAUUCGUGUAUUUCUUGAGGACCAGAUAUUUUUUGGAAGAACACUGCUCACGAAUAAGACUUUAUUAAAAUAACCUUUAAAAUUUAAGCCCACGAAGAUAUGUUAUUAAACAGAAGAUUUAGGGCUCACUGCGAAUCACCCAAAUCACUUCUCGUUUCGUUGAGUACUAUGUGUGUCCUGUACAUAGGGAUCAAUUUGUCCCGUACGGUUUUCUUUAUCAUAAUUUGUGAGAAUCCAGGUUGUCGCCUGUCAUAGUGUUGACAAUAUUGUACAUAAUAUUACAGCCAUAUACAUUAUUUAUUUAUUGUUUACAUAUAGAAAGCGUCCAGGACGUGCCUUAAAUUUCAGUCGAUUAUACCUUUUCACUUCGUUGUCCUAUAUCCGUCUUUUGAUCAUAUCAGAACUGUGAAAUACUUGCAAUAAAGAAGUCACAUAACAAGUAUAAAUUGUAAAUGGUAAUUCGAAGCUUUAACUUAAAAAAAAUUAACAUUUGAAAAAUAACCAGCGAGAGUGAAGUACCAUAUAUAUAUAUAUAAAUGAGAACCAUGGGUUUUUGGGACCUUUUUCUACCAAAACGUUAAAAACGAUAUUUCGAGAAUGAAUUGACUUGUUAUAUACCCACGUGUGUAUUGUUGACGACAUCUGUUGUGGUGCUAUAUAUAAAUUAUAGUAAAAUGAUGCCAAAAAUAUGCAAAACUGACAAUAUCAGAAACACGUGGAAAUAAUUACCAAUCAUAACAAGUAAAAAAUGAGUUGGUUAUCUUUAAUAAAAAAAGAUCUAUCUAGAUAUGAAAUGAACUACUUAUUGCGCGUUCUAAUUUCUGUGUGUGUUUUAAGUGUCCUUUCGGUCAAACUUCAAAGUUAAACCAAUCAAAAGACCGGAAGGUCAUAUACCAUUAGUGGUAUAAAACAUGUAUUUAUCCAAUUGUCAGCACGUUUACGCAAUGGUCUGAGUGUAAGGUAACACAACCUAUUGCGGGUAUAUUCUAAUCUGAAUAUUUGGCAAUAAACAAGAUGUGGAUGAAAUAUAUGUAUUUUGUCAAUGUAAAUAUUGUUGCUGUAUAUUUUCGCAAAUAUUUGGUGCUCUAAAGUUUGAUUGUGCCAAAAUAUUUACAUUUUAGUUUCACUGUGUUGUUCUUAAAAUUUGAAAUGAUUAUGUAUAGAUGGAACACAUUAUCCUCAGCGAGUUUUACGUUAAAAAGGUCUGUACCAUCAUAAUUAUCUAUGAAAAUUUGAUACUAAAAAAAAAUCAAAGAAGAAAAAAAGUUGGUAACUAAAGGAAAUUGGCGCAUCGUGCAUUAUCAAAAUCCUAAUCAAGAAGUUUGUGUCGAAUACCGGUAGGUUAGUGAAUGUAACCUGUGUAUUGCUCGGAUUUAAAAAAAUGAUUUACAGUAAAAAUUCUAAAAAAAAACCCAUUAUUUUAGAAUUUUUUGUAGAUUUUCUUUCUAACAUGAUAAGGCACGGGAACUGUCAAAUAUUGAUAUUCCAAGACAUGGUAUUUUGAUAUACAUUUAUAUAUUUACAUAACAAAUCAUUUAUAGGUAUAUAUUUAUGUACAUUUAUAUCGUACAUGCAUUUAUAUAUAUGUAGAUAAGAAUGUCUUACCUCUGUCUGUAACAACCCACCUACCCCCAACCCCACCACCACCAAUAGCUAGAGCGAUUUAUAAACAAUGCUGAAAAUUUCCCUCAGUGCGUGAUAUUUUCGCAGCACAGUUAUUUUUGCAAUUUCUGCGUUAAAAAUGGAACACAAAAAUGACAGUCAAUAGUUCAAGUCGAUAGAAACUUCAUAACUCAUUUAUUUUUACUUUCUUGACAAAAAAGUGAAAUCCUCAACAUUCAUGCAGAAGUCAUAAAUGCAAGAUUUUUUAAACGUUGCAUAUUUAUGGCUGGAUAUUUAGUAAGCCUUGAUUUUAUAUCGUAAGCCUUCACUAUUUUUCAGUGCCUUUAUUCUAUUUUGAAGAAAAUGUGUUUUGGUAAAGAACAACGAAUCAAAAAUAUGUUUCUGUGUACAUUUUAAGAUUUUGUAGUAAUUAACUAAAUACAAUGUUUGUGCCUUAAAAAAACAUUUGCACAAAAUGGGAAAUGUUGAAAAGUAUGUCGUAAAGUGUUAUUAUAAAGAGAAAGUAUGUAGAGUUUUGUAGUAAUAAAGUCUUUGUACCAUAAAAA
Ylistrum balloti is the source of this 6766-nucleotide messenger RNA. Its product is annotated as proton channel OtopLc-like. The transcript has 7 exons. Gene Ontology annotation, molecular function: proton channel activity. The coding region runs from base 490 to 2403 and encodes 637 amino acids. Gene Ontology annotation, biological process: proton transmembrane transport. The record is from RefSeq and is a predicted model, not a curated record. NCBI's taxonomy places the organism in Eukaryota, Metazoa, Mollusca, Bivalvia, Pectinida, Pectinidae. Gene Ontology annotation, cellular component: membrane.